Molecule: messenger RNA, 7761 nt
Organism: Peromyscus californicus insignis
Lineage: Eukaryota; Metazoa; Chordata; Mammalia; Rodentia; Cricetidae
Exons: 5
Coding region: 1-828 (275 amino acids)
Source: RefSeq, a predicted model, not a curated record
AUGGCCAUCCUGACUGGGUGUAUGAGCCGUGCGCUCCUCCGGCGCGCAGAGCGGUGGUGGCGCAGGACGCGCCCGGUUUUCGUCGCUUUGGUGUGGACACUGCGCCUGGGCGCCUCCGGGGCUUUCCUGCCCAGCGAGCGUCCUCCCUGUGCCACCCGAUCCUCGUGGACCUACAAACCCGAGGCCUAUCUGGAUUCGCCAGAGGGAUUUUUCCUAGCGCGGACUGUGUGUUUGCGCUGGCGAUGCUCACAGAAGAAAGGCUCAGAGCUGUGCGAGGAGGCAGGAUGCGCCGGUCAGAGUCCUCGGGGUGGCCCUUGCCCGCAGCUCUUGGUGCCGGUCCGCUCCCGGGGACCGCGCUGCAGCCGCCCGGGAGUCCGGGCGCGUGAUCUUUCCACAACCCACGCGGAUCCCCGGAGCGCUGGCGGCGCUUUGGCUUUGGGCGCUGAAUGGACAGGGGAGAAAGGGGUGGGGGCGCCGGAUCUCCUAACAUGGAUUACUUGGUGCUUGUCAACUGGAUUUAGAAGACCCACGACCUCGUCCCCAUCAUCCACGGAUUGCCUUUCCACCUCCCAGCGGCUUUCCCACCUGGAGGUAAAACCAGAGGUUUCUGCCGAGGUGGAGCGAGGACAAGAGAAAGGCCUAGAGCGGGAGGCUGACCAAGGGCUGUUCCUGCUCACUCAUGAUGCUCACCAGAAGCUCUGUGGAAUUGUGGAAGAUAUGUCCCUAACCCUCCUUUCAGGACUUGGCUGUGAUCACGCUACCUCUGGAGAACUAAGAGCCCUGGAUUCAAUUGAGGAAUAUUAUUUGGGAAAAUACAGAAACUUCUAGACUGUGAAGAUAUUUAAACGAACAAAGACAUCUCUGGACAUGACCUACAGCUGGGGAAGGCUCGCCAUCCCAACUCAUCUACUGUUUUCUAGAAGACAAGUCCCCUGAUGCCACUCCCAAGGAUACUCUUCUCCACUCUGUCCCUGUCCCAGAUACCACGCCUUUCCCUGCCUGACCCCACCUCAUCUUUGGACCCAGAGAUUCUUAUUUGCUCUAUCCAUUCGAGUCAGAUGCAGAGUGAAUAGUUAACUACACUUGAGUUGAAUGGGAUCUUGGUUUCUGUUUCUGUUCCUUGUAAAGAGGUCACUCUCUGUUCGUGGCGCGCAGCCUGGAAACGGUUUGUGACUCCAAAGAAGCACAAGAGUCAGCAUGGAGGUCCUGUGGGCUCUUGGAGAUCAGGGGAGUCCAGUAGGGCUGCCGCUUGCUGUGGUCUUCCAUUGCUUGGUUCACACGCAGGUGUACGCUUGGACAGGUAGAGAUGAAGCCAUUGUCACCCCAUCUUCUGUGACACAAAUGGGAUGAGCUAUAAAGACCUUCUUCAAAGGUGGCAGUGGGGGAUCGUCUUGUCCAGGUGCUUUGUGACUGAGCCGCCGGCUCCAUUAGUGGUGCCUCCUGAGGACCUCCUCCCCCUGGUGUAUGCUGAUGGUUGGUACACACAGCUGUCCAGAAGCUGGAGACUUCUGGGUCCCUUUCCUCUGUGGCCUCCACGUGGGCAGUUGGAAAUCCUUCCAAAUCAUGUCAUAAAUCCACCUUCUUGACUGCGUACUCAAAGACAUUCGAGGCUUUUUAUUUAUAAAAUGGAUGCAUAGUUUGUUCAUAUAAAGCAAUCCGAGCUUCCUCUUAUUGUAAUUGAUGUAUUUCUGUGGCUGUUCAGUGACUUUAUAGUGGGAUAUUGACUUUGGCCUCUCAGAUUCUCCAUGGUAGAAUUGAAAGACCUCCUAAAGAUGUUUAAUGCUGCUGAAAUCCAAAGAAGGCUUACAGACAUUCUUCUUCCUCCCUCCCUCCCUCCCCUACUUCCUCUUUCCUAAGCACACAGUGGCAGCAUGUGCUUGAAUUGCAUGAAUUCCUUCAGGUUCUAAGGAAUGGUGACCCACUCCUACCAUCUCUGUAAAUGUGAUCUUUUCUAAAGUAACAGUAGAUAAAGCAAUAGAAAUGGGUGGAGGGGCUACCUAGGUGGCCUGCCCAUAAUCUGUAGGGGACCUGCCCCCACAUUACCCUGGGUACUCUUGAGAGAGGGAUAAGAAAAUAUCAGGUAGGAAGAGAGACCUAGUUGUUGAGAAGAAAGGACCUGGGUCAAUAUCCACCGGCCCAGAACUUUAUUCAAAAGGACUUUUUAUAACAAUGUCAAGGGGCAAGGCAAAAGACCUCCCCUUUGCUAGAUACAGGCAAGUAUAGACCCUUCCAAACACCUGGUAACCACAUCUAUGGUCAAAUCAUCCCCUUUUGCAGCCCUGCUGGGUAAAGUAAGCUCAGAUUCUCUGAGCUGGAGUAAUUUGGGCCUCCACAAUAAUCCCAUAGUUAGACCACGUACUCAAGAGCCACAGGGAUGACAAGGACAGUGGCAUCCAGAUUGUCAUGUUCCUCCCUGUGCAGUAGGAAAUAGGGUUCCUAACUCCCACAUUCCACUCUGUGUGGAGCUGGGGAGAUCCAGUCAUCUCAGCCUGCCCAGGACAAGGGAUUUCUUGGGACAAGAGAUUUGAGGGAGCUAAAUCUGGGGCUGACUUGAGAAAAGUGUCACAGUUGGUCAUCCUGCUGAGUGAACUAGUGACUGUGUCUCUUCUGCUCCUGUAGCAAGGAGAAGCUGGGUUGCUUAGCCAGUCCCCAUUCAGGCCUGUAUGUCUGGUCACUCAUUGGCCACAGGGCAGCCUACACACAGAGCAGAUCAGGUGCCCCUCCUGACCAAAUGUGUUAUUUGUAAGAUGGUAGGUUUGUCUUGUAUUGAAGAAAAUCUUAAGUGUGGUGGGCCAGUUGAGACCAUGUCCUUCCGAGGAGUGUUGUGUACAGUGGGCAUGGCAGAAAUUCAGAGCACCAGCAAUUGCUCUAGGACCGUCCUAUAUAGGUGACACUGACCCUGUAUUAAAAAUGAAACUGCCCUCGAAGAAGCAAACCCACGGCCACCAGGAUAGUACAGGAUGCACAGCACCAUGCUCAUGCUUGGAUAUGUGUGUGUGUGUGUGUGUGUGUGUGUGUGUGUGCAACACCUGUGCAAACGUGCUAUAUAGAAUAAACGAAGAUCAAAAAUUUGCAUCUUUGCUAGACAGAGACAAAGAGCUGAAAUCUUAGGGACAAUGUCUGGAAAGCAGGGGACUUGGCUAGGAGACUUCCUGAAAGUCCUUUGAACUGUAGCUUUUAUUUAGAAUAUCAAGGGCAUUUCGACUGGGAUAAGUGUGUACUUUCUUUCUUAAGUCCUCCCCGAUAACCCUGAUAACCUGGGUUCAACUUAGAAAGCAUUGAGUGGGACCUCCCAGCUCACUCUUACCUUCUCAGUCACUAGCAUCAGGGAGUGGGUGGGACUUUAAGGAGGUAGGAAAGGGCGGAGUCAUGCCAAUCCAAUUUGGGGUGUUCAUGACAAGUAAGAACAAUUGAAAGGUAAAUUAUAGGUUCUUUUGCAGCUUAGAAAAGCUAGGUUUUCAGGAUUGCCUGGCACCUGAAGUUGUUGUUGUCUGUCAGGGAUUUCAGCUCCCACCUUUCUGCUGAAAGCUAGGCAUGAGGGUCCAUGAUGUUGGAGCAGGGGCCUCCCCCUAAUCCUUCUCAUCUUCAGUUUUGAGGCCACAGUGUGGGUAAUUACAUACUAGGGCAGUGAUGUGCAUCCAGGCAUUCAGGGAUUUUGGCAUUAUUCCUGAGAACUCCCAUGCAUCGGGAAGAAUGCAAGCCUGUAUCCUUUUCUUUGGAUACCAUCUUUGAAAAGAUAACUAUGGGAUUGAGGAGAUAGCUCCAUCACGAAAGUGCUUGAGGACCAGUGUGGGGGUGUGUGCAUUUAUUACCCCAGUGCUUGGGAGACAGAGUCUUGGGGUUCACUGCUCAGCCAUUCCAGCCUACUUGGCAAGUUCCAGGCCAAUGAGAGGCCCUGUCUCAAAAAAACAAGGGCGCUGGAGAGAUAGCUCGGUGUUUAAGAGUGCUUGCUGUUCUUGUAGAGAAGCAAAAUUCAGUUCCCAGUACGCACAUCAGGCCACUCACAACUGCCUGCAACUUGAGUUCCAGGGGAUCACACACCUUGUUUUGGCCUCCACAGGAACCUGUACACACACACACACACACACACACACACACACACACACAUACACACACACACACACACACACACAAAGUAAAAUAAAUCUUGAAAAAAAUCAAGGUGAGUAACUCUUGAGGAACAACACUUGAGGCUGUCCUUUGGUCUCUUCUCACACAUGCCAUGUGCACUCAUUCAUGCUCUCUCUGUCUCUCGCUGUCUGUCUCUCUGUCUCUGUCUGUCUGUCUGUCUGUCUCUCUCUCUCUCUCUCUCUCACACACACACACACACACACACACACACACACACACAGUAUUCACUCAAAGAUGAACAUGUUUCAGCUGCUCCUUCCUAUGUACCCCAUAUUCACUGUUUGAUCCUUGAAGAAGCUUUGCUACUGAGGCAAAGGCAGCCCUCUUCCUCUCUCUUCUCAUCCACAUAGAAUCCCAGGAUCUCAGUAGCUCAAGUAAUCUACCUCAUCAGUUCUCUGAACCGAUCCAACUCACACAGGAAUCUCCCUUUCAAAUUCUGACCAGCUGUCAUCCAGACCUGGGGAGGCAGCCUUUGGUUGAGAGGGAGUUCUAAGGGAAGGCUGAACGUUAGUCACCAUGAUGGUGAAAAGAGGAGAAUUUUAGAGAGGAAUGCAGAGGCUGCUGAGUGGCCAUGAGUGUCAAUUCCUCAAGGAGAUUUUGAGCUAAUUUAUUUUGCCUUUGCCCCUAAUCAGUCUCUUACGUUUGGAUCCUAAGGUAUGUGUAUGCUGGUUUAAAAUAAGCAUCACAGGGCAGGGAAACAGGAGACCUGAGAUUUUGAUGUCAGAAAGUCCCUCUUUGUAUUUAACAUGCAGGGCUGGGUACAAGUGCCUAGGACCGUCUCCUGAUGCUGUACACAUUGCUGUUGUAUUUGGAGCAUAAGUCAUCAGUUUUCUAGGAGUUGUUGUCUUAAAGAUCUGCUUAUUUUCCAUAGUGGAAGAGUCCAUUAACUGAUAUCCAUGGGACGAUGGGAAUUACCCCAUCUCCAUGCUGACCACUCUUAACCUGAUCAUAACUCAGUUAUCAUAAUCAUGACUACAUUUCAAAUUUACUCUGCUCCACGCCCCUGGGAUCUUAUGGAUCAUUUGAACUUGACUCUAGACCCCAGGAACCCUCUGGUCUACAAAUAGACUUGGGGACCUUCCUAUGCAGAUGUGUGUGGAAUUACUAGAGGUGGGAAGACAUUCUUAUGGUGAGGCAUGGCCUCCCACUCAGGAGACAGCAGUUUGAAGGAUAAAGAGUGACUUCAGAAAUGACCACUGACACUGGAUGAGACCCUUAAAGACUAGGCUUGUGGAAAGCAUGUGGAGGGAAGCCUAAAGAGAUCCUUGAACUUGAGGUAGGUUGAGGAGCGGUCUGGAUACCUGGGAUCUAGUCCUUUGCUUCAACUAGCUCAAGGUCAUGUGUCAAUCAUUCAACCCUACCUUCUGUGGCUCAGUGUUUUCUGUAUGUACAAAGGAGCAGGAAAGUAAAGAAGUUGACUGUGUGUCAGGCUGGUCGCCCUGCGUGCCCUGGCUGCUGUCUAUUUCCUGAUCGGUAACUCAUUGUCUCUUUAGCCACACAAGUUGGAAUUAGGGCUUUCUCUUCCCAGGGAAGUCCAUUACCAAAGACUACUUCAAAGAUGUUUGCACAUGUUGUCGGCUGCACUAGGCAUGAGUUUGUUGAAGGCAAAUAGACACACAGCUGGUGACGGGAGGGGACCAAGGGCUGUUUAGCCCUGAGAGACUGCAAGGCAAGGCCAAGAGAAACAAAACAAAACAAAACAAAACAAAACAAAACAAAACAACUCUGCCUGCCAUUUUGACCAGUCAAUAAAAAUGGGGAACUCUGAAUGGUUAAAACCAUAGGGGAUUUAUUAGUUUGCUUAGUGAAGGGCAAAUAUUAAGUCUGAAGUUGACCCAUCCUGGGACCUGCCUUUUGGCUUUUGUGUUCGGCCAGGUGCCGAUCACUGCAGACUCCACGUUAUUAAGUUCUGUUCCUUUUCUUUUUUAGAAUUGUUUUCUGUCUCCCUCUUUUCUCCCUCCUUUACCUAUCCUUUCUACCUCCUACCCUUCCUAGAAACUCAAGUGUGGAUUUUGGAGGAGGUGGAAGACUUUGCCUGAUCAUAAAAUUCUCGGGCCCAGGGCUCUGGCUGGCAAUUGGGGUGGCCUUGGGAAAUGUGCUUUCUAGGUUGCCUUAUGGAUUCUCCAUCUUCUGACCUGGACUUCAGAGUGCUAAUAGGCAAAGGAUUCGUCCCUCAUUAAACUUGGAAUGAGUACAAUGGCAUGUGUUAGACCGGACCACAACUAUUUCUAAAUCAUAACCUCGAUGUCCUAGGAGACCGUCCCUGCCUAUCCACGACAGGUAGCUUCAGCUACUUAAGGUACUACUUAAGGAGAGGGCCACAGGGCUUAUGACUAUUAGAACAGAGAGGAUGGACAGUCUACCUAGCUUCCAAGAACCAGGUCAAAUGUGAACAUUUCCAGGGGCAAGCAGUCCACUGUGAAACACUGCAGCUGUGAGUGCUUGGGUCUCCUGUGGGAUGUAGUACUAAAGGGCACACUGCUCCACAUCAGAGACUCAGCGCUCUUAUCCAGAUCUGCUCCAGGAGACUGCCCAGAAAAGAAUGUCUUCCUUCUCUGCCCCAGGCAUUACAGACAACUCUCCACCUAUUGCUCAUGCAGCCCACAGUUGGGAAUGUUCUGGAACUGCUUCAUGACGAAAGUCCCUCUCAUAUUCCAGUAAUGAGCUUUUAUUGAAUGGGGCGUGUUAGCUUUCCAUAGCUUUAGCAAAUACCAGAGAUAAUCGGCGUUUAAAGAAAAAAGGUUUAUUUUGGCUCGUUGUUUUGGAGGUUCCGGUCAGAGCCAUAGCUUGGGGACAAACCUGAGCAGGAGCCUACGGCAGAGCAAAGCCACUCAUUGUGUGGCUGGAGAGAGAAAGAGGGUCCUGUGUCCCACAGUCUCUCCAAGCGCAUUUCCCCAAUGGUGUGAAGACUUCCCAGGAGACCCAGACUUUAACACAUAAGCCUUUGGUGGGGGCAGGGAGGGUGUUCCAGAUUCAAACUGCAGCCUACCAUGUGAUUUCAAAUCCUUUGCCCAUCUUUAUGGGGAAGUCUGUGUUUUGAAGGAUCGAUAGUAGGCACCAGGGGAAAAAAGCUUGUCUCAAAUGCUCUCUUAUCUAGGAGGCUUUCUUUGAUUUUUCUUUCCCUCUCAAUGAAUUGGGGCAGCCCUCUUACAUAUUUUAUGAAGCAUGUUGUAGCAUGUAUAGACAUAUAUAUGUCUGUAUGUCUGUAUAUGUCCCUCCUCCCAUGACCAUAUGUUAAUAUCAAAUUAACCACACCAUGGUUGAAUUAUUCUGAGUGCCUCCUCUCUGCUUACCCCUUCUGUUAGAACAAGAACUCAGUUAUUUCUUAUUGAUUGGAAGGUGACCCCAAACUGCCCCUGGUGUUCAGCUCUCACAACAAGCACUCUGAUCUGCUCUUCACAGACGCUCUCUGGUCAUCGGAAGACAGGCCUAGAGGAGUCCAGUGCCUUGUCCAAGCCUUAUACAGGUGAGAGCUGGGAUUCAGAAGCCACGGGGUCACUGACAUGGCAAAUGAGCAAACAAGAUGUGGAGUUGCCUUUCCCUGUUUGCAGUCUGUCACAGCGUGUAGUGCCACAUCUGCCUGCCUUUUGUUUGCCUUCUAAUAAUCAAUAAAGUGUUAUCAGAACAGCA